CGCUAAUUCAAACUGUUGAGUUUUACAUAAAUAAACUAAAAAAUGAAGCAAGUGCAUAAGAACGAUCUCAUUAGCUAUAGUGUACUCAUAGUAGUAAUAUUCUUCAUUGUCAAGUCAUCGACAGAAGAGUUUUCCUAUCUGAGUAUCGAGUACUGGCCAAUAAUAUUUCCACAAUGUGGUGGACAACGUCAAUCACCUAUUACCUGGACUUAUCAGGAUUUGAUUGCAGGCGAUUCCAACGAUGAUUUAUCACUAUUUAACUAUGGCAAAAAACCAUUGAGUGCUAGAUUAUUAAACGAUGGUCAUACAAUAAAAGUGUUAUUCGAAUGGAAUGAAAAUGAAACACCUUUUUUUAGUGGUGGAAUUUUGGGAGAUAAUGAAUAUGUAGUUGAUUCAAUGAACUUUCAUUGGAAUCGUUAUAGACCAGAAGGUGCUGAGCAUUGUUUUACCGAUAAUUGUAGUCCAAUGGAGAUGCAACUUAUUCAUUAUAAUCGUAACUAUGGCAGUUUCAAUAAUUCCUUAAAUUUUACUGAUGGUUUAGUUAUAUACUCAGCUGCAAUCGAUUACAGUUUUCCGAAAGCACCUAGAUCAGCACCUCUAAGUUAUAUUUUCAAAAACGUAGAAUUAGUUCGUACUCCUGGAUCAAGUGCUGACAUUGAACCAUUUAUCAUUAGUAAUAUCAUCGGCCAUCGAACUCAAAGCUCAUACUUGGUAUACUCAGGAUCAUUAACUACGCCACCUUGUACCGAAAAUGUACUGUGGUUGCUGAGUUCUACAACUCUUUUCAUCAACAGAGAAUUGAUUGAAUUUUUUCGAUCGACAGCUGAAUUUGAUUAUGGCGAUGGUCAUAAUAAUCGCCCUCCUCAACCACUAAAUGGCCGCAAUUUGACUUUUAUACAGGGAUUUGGAGAUGCUGUUAUAUAAUAUAAUUGCAUGGAUGCUUAACGAAUUCAAUUGAAGGAAUCUUAUAAAUAUAUGUUAAACAUUGAAUUUAAUUAUUAAUUGAAAAUACUAAAAUCAUUAUGUAUCAUUUAUGUUUUGAUUAUUGAUAUGAUUUACACAA
Molecule: messenger RNA, 1063 nt
Organism: Chelonus insularis
Lineage: Eukaryota; Metazoa; Arthropoda; Insecta; Hymenoptera; Braconidae
Product: carbonic anhydrase 1-like
Exons: 6
Coding region: 43-924 (293 amino acids)
Biological process (GO): one-carbon metabolic process
Cellular component (GO): plasma membrane
Molecular function (GO): zinc ion binding; carbonate dehydratase activity
Source: RefSeq, a predicted model, not a curated record